AUGGGAUUCUGGUUCUGCGUUGUAACUGCGAUUUCUCUAUAUGCUUUCAUUCUUGCUCUUGCCCUUAGUUUCACACGCAAUAAGAAGCUACCACCUAGUCCCCCUGCCAUACCCAUCCUAGGAAACAUCUUUUGGCUCCUAAAAUCCUCUAAAAACUUCGCCGACAUGGAACCCUUGCUUCGAUACUUACGUUCCAAAUAUGGCAACAUCGUCACCAUUUACAUGGGGUCCACUCCCGCCAUUUUCAUAACAGCCCACGAAACAGCUCACCGAGCUCUUGUGAAAAACGGCUCCGUUUUCGCCGGUCGUCCUUGGGCUCUUCCAACCACCACUGUCUUCUUCCCUAACCAACAUGGCGUUAGUACUUCUCAAUAUGGUCCUACGUGGCGGCUUCUGCGUCAAAACCUCAUGCAGAUCAUACAUCCUUCUCGAUUACAUUCAUAUUCUCAGUGUCGUAAGGGUGCUUUGGAUCUACUCAAGAAGAAUAUUCUGGCUGAUAUUGAAUUGGGUAAUAAUAAGGCUAUACCUAUUUAUGAUCAUAUCGAGCUUUCCAUGUUUGCUUUGCUGUCGCAUAUGUGUUUUGGAUCAAAAUUUGAUGAGCUUACUGUUAGGGAGAUUCAAAAAGUUCUCCAUAACGUGCUUCACAACUUCAUUAGGUUCAAUGUGCUGAAUUUCCUUCCAUUUCUGUCCAAGAUUGUGUUUAGAAAACUAUGGAAAGAGCUUCUGCAGAUUCGUGAAAAUCAAGUUAAUUUCCUCCUCCCAAUCAUAAAAUCUCGCCAUGAAUUAACAAAAAGCAAGUUGGGUGAAGAACAGUACGAGGAAGAAAAACAAGGGUUCACUGCUUAUAUUGAUACUCUUUUCGAUAUGAAACUGCCUGAUAGUGGAAGGAAGCUAACAGACGAAGAACUAGUGAGCUUGUGUUCCGAGUUCAUGUUAGCUGGAACAGACACGACGGCCACCACGUGGUUAUGGGCAAUGGCGAAUCUCGUGAAGAAUCAAACCGUACAAGAGAAACUGCUGAAUGAAAUAAAUCAAGUUGUGGAACCAGGAGAAGAAAUCGAAGAGAAGCACUUGAAGAAGAUGCCAUAUCUGCAGGCUACAGUUUUAGAGACGAUACGAAGACACCCACCCGGACACUUUAUACUGCCCAGAGCAGUAACACAAGACACUGAAAUGGAAGGUUACUUCAUACCCAGAAACGCGAUUGUGAAUUUUCUGGUGGCUGAAUUAGGGUGGGACCCAAAUGUGUGGGAAGAUCCAAUGGAGUUCAAGCCUGAAAGGUUCCUGAGGAAAGGUCAAAGUGAAUUAGGAGAAAAAGAGUACUGUGAGUUUGAUAUAAAAGGAUAUUCAGAGAUCAAAAUGAUGCCGUUUGGCGCAGGAAAGAGGAUCUGCCCUGCCAUAAGCAUGGCUCUGCUUCAUGUUGAGUAUUUUGUGGCCAAUUUAGUGAGGGAUUUUAAGUGGACGAUGGAAGAUGGGUGUGAAGUUGAUAUGACUGAGAAGCAAGCCUUCACUAUUGUGAUGAAGAAUCCUGUGAAGCCCUGUGUGACUCCCAGAUCUACCCUUUGA
This is a messenger RNA of Neltuma alba, 1566 nucleotides long. RefSeq names its product cytochrome P450 89A2-like. The record is from RefSeq and is a predicted model, not a curated record. Gene Ontology annotation, molecular function: oxidoreductase activity, acting on paired donors, with incorporation or reduction of molecular oxygen, NAD(P)H as one donor, and incorporation of one atom of oxygen; heme binding; iron ion binding. The transcript has a single exon. Bases 1 to 1566 code for a protein of 521 amino acids. Gene Ontology annotation, cellular component: membrane. NCBI's taxonomy places the organism in Eukaryota, Viridiplantae, Streptophyta, Magnoliopsida, Fabales, Fabaceae.